Messenger RNA from Diaporthe citri, 936 nucleotides. RefSeq lists its product as uncharacterized. The transcript is spliced from 3 exons. Gene Ontology annotation, biological process: mycotoxin biosynthetic process. Bases 1 to 936 code for a protein of 311 amino acids. Lineage: Eukaryota; Fungi; Ascomycota; Sordariomycetes; Diaporthales; Diaporthaceae. The record is from RefSeq and is a predicted model, not a curated record.
AUGGUCGGGGUUCGCUUUGCAGACUCGGUCGAAAUGGAGGAGAGGGAAGGGAACGGCUUUGACAAAAGAGAGACCGACGCCUUCAUCCAGGAUGCCAGAUCAUCAUCCUUCGACAUGGACCGGGAUCCAGCUGCGCGACCCAGGAACGCGCAAGCCAAGCGCCGGCUGAUCCAAAGCUCAAUGAUCCCGUGGAUCCUGACCUGCUUGUUUGCAUUGACGUCUUUUCUCCUGCUCCUUGAGCGCUACGGGAUACGUAAAUUCGGCACAUAUGAAGACAGGUUGUCUACGGAUCUGUGGAGCCUGAGACGAGUCCCUCUCGAGGUGAAACGCUUCGUCGGCAGCCCGAAGUUUGAUGAGAACGGUACUAUGUGGAUGGAUGCGACUGAUCCCGAGGCGAGGUGGCCGGACAACCUGAGGUUCACAGGUGACCUGUCAGACGAGAUCGACGAUAACUGGAACGAGAUCGUGGAGGACCGGUACUUCUCUGUUUCUGAAGCUGAAGCUAUCGAAGCGUGGGGCGACAGAAGGCAUGAGUAUGUUGAUGAGGAAUACGGCGGAUAUACCGCUGGACUAGAUGUGUUUCACACGCUCCAUUGCUUGAACAAAGUUCGGAAAGCGAUAUACCCGGAAUAUUACGGCAAUGAGACAUCUGUCAGGACGCAAAAAGCCCAUCUCGACCACUGCAUCGACUCGAUCCGCCAGCACAUCAUGUGCUACGGGAGCACGACACCGAUCCCCACCAAAUGGAGGGAGGGCGCACAGCGACAACACUUUGACUCGAACCAGGAUCACGUGUGCCGGAACUUUUCGCACCUGCACAGGUACAUGACGCGGCGGAGCAAAGGUGGUGAUCUAUACGCCCCGCGCGACAAGUCACUGAUGGGAAUGGCAAAGGCAUGGGAGCACGAGUGGGAGGAGAACGACCUUCCUCACUGA